Molecule: messenger RNA, 523 nt
Organism: Glycine soja
Lineage: Eukaryota; Viridiplantae; Streptophyta; Magnoliopsida; Fabales; Fabaceae
Product: LYR motif-containing protein At3g19508
Exons: 2
Coding region: 72-314 (80 amino acids)
Source: RefSeq, a predicted model, not a curated record
UUAAAAAGAAUACUCUAUUUAAAGCAUAGUUUCUAAAAAGGAUUAAGGAAGUCUGAGGCGAUCGUGAAGAAAUGGAGAAGGCGGUGAGAGCGUAUGCGGAGGUUCUGAGAUUGGUGAGGCUCUUACCAAAGGACAGCAGGGCUUAUUAUGCCAAGUACGCCCGCGAGAACUUCGUCAAUUACCGUGAUGUCGUUGAUCCUUCUGAUUUCGAUGACCUCUUUCAACGCACCUAUACUCAUUCUCUAUGGGUCCUUCAUAAGUAUUCCAUUGAUAAAUCUGCUGCGGAUAAGCUCAGAGGGAUAUGCUGCACUUGAUGCAAUUUCAAUUGCCACCCAAGUGUUUGUUCUUAUUUCUCACUCAUUCACACCCUUCCUUGCAUGCUUGAGAUGUAUCUAUCUGCUUCAAAAUUAAAUUGUUUUCAUUAUCACUUGAACAUGUACAACAAAACUACAUACUCCUUUUUUAUGUAUCAGUAUCUUUGAGGAUGAUAAUUGCACAUCGUUGAAUUGGUUUCCCCAUUGCA